CACAAACCAGUAUUAACUUAUGCUAUUUGUGCUUAAAUUUGAACAAAACUCUACCUAAAACUGUAAGGAGAAUAAACUAAACGAAGCAAUACAACAGCCAGGAGAGUGGACCAGACCGCAGUGUUAUGCGCGGCACUGCCGGCCAGCCGCCGCGAGCUGCUGCUGCCCCCUCCACCAGUCGAGAUGGCCGGCGAGGAGCUGGUGCUGGUCAGCGAGCUGGCCUUCCUGUCGCGGCUGCUGAACCCGUGCCAGGUGUCGCUGACGGGCGCGCUGCUGCCGCGCGUCCGGUCUCCUCCGUCCCGUCAGCACCUGCCCGCUGAGCAGCAGCGAGCCGAGGAGCUGGCCAUCGAGCUGCACCGCGCCAGCACCCUGGCCAGCCAGCUGCGAGAGUUUGCGGCCGUACCCGACUGCAGCGGUCUACCGCAGCUGGGCAGCCAGCGCGUGCCGCCGCUCUCCCUGUCGGGCCUCCCGCGUCAGCACGCGCUGCUGGAGCUGUACCGGAGCUCUCUGUACGAGGCCAUCCACCUGCACCUGAUGGUGGACGAGAUCAACAAGUCACACCAGACCUGCGGCAAUCAGACACUGCGGCUCGUCGACCAGAUGUUCAUGCUGAGCGCCAGCCUGCAGAACAUCAUGUGCGUCAUCACUGAGACGCUGCCGGAGCAGCUGCUGGAGCCGGUGGUGGCCGAGGUGGCCGACGUCACGCUGCGCCGCUACCACAUCUGCUCCAGGAGGUUGAUGAGGAAUUGCCUAGUACUGGAGAGCACCAGUCGCAUGCUGGCGGUGGCACUCGAGUACGUGCACGAGGCCGAGCUCUCCGAAAACGGCUUCCUGCCUCUGAGGGUGGCGCGCUCGAUCUGAUAUUCAGACAGACAGACAGAAAGCAACUCCUCGGACCCCGGCAGACGCCCCACCCGUCCCGGCUCGCCGCCACGACGGGCGCGGUGAGGCACCUUCAGUUACCAUUCGUGUACCGUGUCGGCUACACGAGGCCAGCUGAGCUGUACUCGGCUGGACCCGACCGACACAUCGCGUGCCCCCCUUACACGUGUUUCGAGGAUUUCUCUGGCACGGCGUUAUAUGAAGGUCUCGCCAGAAGUUGACGAAUGAUCUCGAUAUAUUAGUCACAAAAUUGGAUGGUUAUAUCUUAUACCAAAGAGAGGGUACUUUACCAUUGGGGUCGCGCUGUUAGGAUAUGACGCGGUGAGGCACCGCGGCUUACAAUGCACUGUAUCUGGCUGACGUUUAAAAAAGCCUCCUUGACACGGUUAGGCAAACACAUGCUGAGCUGUUUAAUGGUAGCUUGAGGAAAAUAGUUUCUGAAGCGUUGUGAAAGCGCUAAACCGCGUUACCAUGGUUCCGUGCGCCAUGUUAUUCACGAAAGAACUGAACACUAAACAAAUUUGCGGUGCACCUUGACCUUAGCAAUUCAAUUAAUCCAUCACAUGGAAUGCUUAGUAAACUCUGAAUCAACUAGCGUGCGUUUGCAUGAACAGUAUAAAAGUAACACAUCGAGUUAUUGAUAAAUGGUUCGUUUUAAAUGCAAAUUGUUAGAUGAAAAAAAUCACUUGACUCUUGACAAGUAGCAGUCACUUAUGUGAAAGCAUGUGACCCCUUUCUUAUACCUAUCUUUUUUCCGCUGGUUAAACUGAAGGUGAGACGUUAGAUAGUUAGUCACAUUUGACAAUCAAACAGUCACACUGAAAUGUUCCAAAUUCAUUAUAACCGAUUUUCAAUAGGUUUGCUCAUUGCUCACGUAUAAUUCACAAAGCUAUUCAUUUGCCCCACCAUGAAUUCAAGAUGUGUCAGAGUGUUGUACACACAACCAUGAUAUUUCGAGGCUGGUCCUGUCUCCCAUAUUGCAACCAUGAACAACGCCUUAGCACCAAAUUUCACCUUUCACCCGUCAAAUUGAAAUAUAGUGCGGGCUGGUUGUCAAUUAACUUAUUCAGGGUGGUUUCCAAAUGGAUAAAACGGCUUAUCAAAACUCAUACCGUGUAACCGUUGCAACGAUGAAACCAUCAUGUAACACAAUGCCCGCUGUGGCUAGGUUUCGUAGACCUACGAUAUAGUGUGGGGCGAGUGAGAGAUUAUGCUCAACUCUUGCACCUGUAAGGACUGACACAUCAUUUAGGAGAUUACGAUUCUAGUCAUAUUUGAUAGAGUAGUCAUCCGAUUUAGCAUUUUAGUCAGUGUGCCAUGGAGUUGACGGUUGUGCUGCAGUUGAUGCCGAUGGUUGCCCUUAUGUAACACAUGUCACGCGAUUGAAGGUUUACCAAAACAAAAGAGAUGUCAUGUGUAGCAAAUAUACGUAAUGUUAAAAGCAUGAUGUCCUUGUUUAUAGAAAGUAACGAUGUUUUGAGCAUUGUACAUUUUGUUACGUUAGGGACAUCUUAGUACAUAAGCUGCAUACAUGAAUAUGAUAUUGUACCUAGCUAAAUCACCGACAAUAUUAUCAUACAGAGCUUUGCCCCAUCUUAGCCGUCACUUUCGAAAGGCUAUCACGUUUCAAAAUCAUGCAGUUUUCAUCUUUGUCAAAUACUGUGAUGCCGUCUAUACGGAGGCAUUGCCUGCGGCAUCGUAAAUGGUUCAGUGUAGAAGCAGCGUCGAUAUGACUGAUAUAACGGGGCCUCACGUGUCGUGGACUCGGUGACAAGUGUGAUCGGCAUGAUGAAGGAAUCGCCGAAAUGUGUUCAGCCGAAAUCAUCGUAUUAUUUUGCGUGUAUCUAUCACCCUUUUUACUGUCUUUUUCCUCAAAUGAAAGACCGAACAAAGUAUGUUGAUUGAUCUCAAACGCUCAGCGUUACACCGUUUACGUAAAUAUAUUUUCGAUGUUCGUGGGCAUAUCUUACCGCCAUGUUCGCGUGUAUUGUACUCAACUGAUUAUACCAAUAAAUAUACGAUAUUGGCUGC
Messenger RNA from Amphibalanus amphitrite, 2913 nucleotides. RefSeq lists its product as uncharacterized. Bases 184 to 861 code for a protein of 225 amino acids. The record is from RefSeq and is a predicted model, not a curated record. The transcript is spliced from 6 exons. Lineage: Eukaryota; Metazoa; Arthropoda; Thecostraca; Balanomorpha; Balanidae.